Molecule: messenger RNA, 2472 nt
Organism: Penicillium macrosclerotiorum
Lineage: Eukaryota; Fungi; Ascomycota; Eurotiomycetes; Eurotiales; Aspergillaceae
Exons: 2
Coding region: 1-2472 (823 amino acids)
Source: RefSeq, a predicted model, not a curated record
AUGAGUGCCGAAGAAAGCGGAGACACCUCUACCAUGCCUGCUACAAACGGUGAACCCCACCCUGACUCGACGGUGGUCGCAACUCCAGGGAAGAGGAAGCGCUCCACCGACGAGAAAUCGGUUGUCGACGCUACUGCAUCUUCAUCGCGCGAUAAAUCAAACCUUCACGAGAAUUUGCGGAGUCUCGUCGAUCUACUCCUUAAGCUAACGCACGGUGGUGGUAGACACGAUGCUGAACUCCAACUUCUCUCCUGUCCCUUUCCCUCCUCGGCAGCUAAACCUCGGGCGAAGCGUGCCAAAACAUCAACAGAUCAAGAAACGUCCAAUGUGCGGACACGUGUCGAGUCGAGUCGCUAUAACACUCUUCAGGAAUUUCUCGCAGACAUCGAAAAGGCCUCUGCGGCAGUAAUUGAGCGCAAUCAGAAUCAGUCUAACGGAACAAAACUUGAUGGCACUCCUCUGACGGAGGUCGUCAACCGCAUCGCAGCUUUCAAAAAGCACAUGAACAGCCUCAUCGGCCAGUCCUUUGUCAAUCAGACCGAGGUCAAAACCGAGACUCCGGAUGACGAUGCUGAGGAACAGGCAGACUCACUUUUAUCGAAUGUUGGUGCUCGGGAGGACCGCCAGGCUUUGACUUUUUUUGGUGCGAAUCCUUCAAAUCCGGGCAAUCCAAAACAGCUGUUCUCCAGUCUUCAAAAAUCCGUCAAAGUAUCCCUGCACUCUUCCGAAUCAGAUGCUGAGAAAUUCGUGGAAGUGCAGGGGCAACUCCGCGAGGGAGCUCUGCCUACCGGCAUUGCAUCGACUAAAGUGGUUCCUUACAAUUUAAAUGCCACCAAGCCCUCAAAAAGAACUUUCGGUGAAGUUUUCACCCCUCGUCCAGGUCUACCUCCAAUGGAACCCCCCCGAAGACGAACGCAUCGUAGCUCUUCCGUCUCAUGGAUCGAUCCCUUUGACGCAGUCUUUGACACCAAGUGCUUUUUGGGUGGUAAUAGCAGUUACAGCCUUGCAACCCUUCCUGCCGGCCAGUGGUUGCAAUAUGGUGGAGUCACAUCGUCACCAUCCUACUGGGGUCGCGUGGAAAAGCACCAUGCCGAGACGGAUUUUGGCCCCAAGCAUGGAGAUCCUGCACUUUGGACUGGAGAUGAUCCUUCUUACCUGCAAGGUGUAUUCUCGUCAUUUGCUCCAUCCUAUGAUAGUUCUGGGGCCAUCGUACAAGCCGACUCAAAGGACAUGAUCUGGUGGGGUAAGCGAGGCGCAAAACGCCUACGUACUUUGCUAUCACUUCCGUCAGAGGAUGAACAGAUACCCACCGUCCAGCCUGGCAGCAUUGGUGACCUUGACGAAAGCACUCUCGAUGAGAUGGUCAAAUCGUUCAAUCCGGACGAUUUCGCUGUCGACAUCCCCCAGGAUGAUGCAAAGAAGGUCGACCCAGAAUCCAGGGAAGUGGAAGAGAUUCUUCAAGAGAUUUCUGAGCUGUUGGAUACUCUCAGCUCCUAUCAAAGAAUCCGCAACCUUUCUCUUCCUUCUGGUGGCGAGAAUCCCGAAUCGAAUGAGACAGCCGUCCCAGACUUUGGUACACCUGAUGAUCCAUCAGACGCAGAGAGGAUGGUGUACGAGACAUUGAAAUCAAGCCUCUUUGCGAUAAUCAACAACCUUCCUCCCUUCGCAGUCGCGAAGCUCGACGGCGACCAGUUGGCAGAGUUGAACAUCAGCCAAAAGAUCAUCGUUGAAACCCCUGAUUACAGUGGCACCAUGGAGCGAGACGAUUACACUCUGCACCAAGAGCGUGCCGCCGCGAUAGCUGCUGCCGCCGCACCGACCGCUGCAAAUCGAAUCUCGACACCUACUUCGGCCCGACCCGGAUACCAACAACCAGCCCAAACCGGAUACAAUCAGCGUAGCUUCACUCCCAGUUCUCGAGUUUCGCAGUCACAGCCUGGGAUUCAAGCAUCGCAGCAGGGAAGGCAAUCUUCAACAGGAGGCGCGUAUAAUCCAGCCUAUGCUGGAGGCCGUCCAAGCACCCCUGGGCAGCGACCUGGCUACAUUCAGCAACAAUUUUCGCAGCAAGCGAAUGCGCAGUACUCCCAGGGGAACAAUGCAUCGCAAUUCGCGCGCCCGGCGCAGAAUGGCUACACACAAUCCCCUCAGCCUUAUACUCCCCGCCCCGGACAAUCGGUUGGAUACAAUGCCACCCCUCAGGGGCGCACUCCUUACGCCAAUGCGACAGUUUCGACUCAACGGAUGCAAUACGCAGCCCACACCCCUUCACAAGCCGCGUACGCGAACACUGCCGCAGCUGCAUCUUAUGCUCGCAGUGCUGCCGAACAACAAGCUGCGAAGGCCCAGCUUGCAGCUGCCCAGCAACGACAGAGCCCGUCUGCUCUGCAGCCUCAAGGCUUCGAGCCUCGCCACUCCUCCCAUGAGGGCAGCCUCACCCCAGGCAAGCAGAAUGGCACCCCCGUCCGGUCAUGA